Messenger RNA from Onychostoma macrolepis, 1226 nucleotides. RefSeq names its product aerolysin-like protein. The transcript is spliced from 2 exons. NCBI's taxonomy places the organism in Eukaryota, Metazoa, Chordata, Actinopteri, Cypriniformes, Cyprinidae. The coding region runs from base 160 to 1107 and encodes 315 amino acids. The record is from RefSeq and is a predicted model, not a curated record.
GAUCUAAUUAGUGAGAUCCCCCAGGUCCCGCCUACCCACUUCAAGAUCUAUUUAAGCAGCAGCCCAGUCAAGCAAUCUUCACUUUUCUUGCUUUUACCAGAUGAGCUGAUCUGGAGUUGAGAAGAAAUUCAUCAGACUGUCGUCCGUAUUUCUUGAAAGAUGUCCUACCCAACAACUGUGGAAAUCAUUGGUGGUGCUGGAGGUUCUUCCUUUUCAUUUACUGGUAUGAAUAACGGUGCCAGCUUAGAGAAGAUUGGCGUGUGGGUGGGUGGAUGGCAGGUGACGGCUGUCAAGGUUUGGCUUUCAGAUGGCAGAAGUGCAACCUUUGGCGAUCCAGAUGGACCGUAUGAAGAGUACGCAUUCAAACUUAAUGAGUGUUUCACCUCACUGUCCCUCUGGGGGAACGGAGCAGGAACGCGUCUUGGAGCCAUCAAAUUCAAGACCAACCUGGAUGGAGAAUUUUUUGCAAAGAUGACGAGCUGGGGCUUAAAAACAGAAUAUCCCAUUGAUGUCUGUUCUGGAUUUUGUCUGGGAGUUGAAGGAAGAGCUGCUUCAGGUAUUGACUGCAUGGGAUUUAUGUUUCUCAGUGCCGUUCAAUCAACCGUUCUCACAAAUGUCAACUAUCCCACAAUAAAAGAACUGAUACCACAAGUGACCGUAGAAGAGAUCAAAGCCGUCACUUUCAGAAACGACACCUCUGCCACACAACAGCAAAAAGUUGAAACUUCAAAGAAAGUGACCCAAAAGUCUUCAUGGUCAGUGUGUAACCGCUUUACUGCAACACUUAGUAUCGAAGUGAAGGCAGGGAUUCCAGGGGUUACAGAAGCUUCUACAGGAUUCAGUUUCAGCGUUGGACAUGAAAGCACUUACGGUCAUGAGCUGACGGAUGAGACCACCGAAACCCUGUCGACCACUGUUGAUGUGCCACCUAAAAAGGAGGUGACUGUUAAAAUCACCAUCGGAAGCGCCACGUUUGACCUGCCUUACACUGGCACAGGGAAGAUCACUUGCAAGAACGGCAGUGUGUUGCAGUACGAAACCAAGGGCCAAUACAAAGGCAUCACUUACACUGAUAUCAAAGUGAAUACUGAAGAAUCUGAUCUGUAAUGUUAAGAUGCAUUCUUCUUGGCUGGGCUUUUUCCCUUUCGUGUUCAAUCUGACUUUGAAUAAAAGUAUUUCAUGGGCCCUGUGUGUACUGUUUGUCUGUAUUUAAUUGUUGCUUCACU